This is a messenger RNA of Asparagus officinalis (garden asparagus), 1808 nucleotides long. RefSeq names its product MLO-like protein 1. Lineage: Eukaryota; Viridiplantae; Streptophyta; Magnoliopsida; Asparagales; Asparagaceae. The transcript is spliced from 14 exons. Gene Ontology annotation, biological process: defense response. Bases 1 to 1566 code for a protein of 521 amino acids. The record is from RefSeq and is a predicted model, not a curated record. Gene Ontology annotation, cellular component: membrane.
AUGGCAGGUGGAGGAGGAGAAGAUCAAGUAAAACUCGAGUUCACUCCUACAUGGAUCGUCGCAGCUAUUUGCGCUGGCGUCGUGUUAAUCUCUCUGCUUGUCGAGCAUCUCCUCAAUUUCCUCGGAAAACUUCUGCAGAGAAAGAAACAAAAGGCGCUAUACGAAGCCCUACAGAAAGUGAAAUCAGAAUUGAUGUUGUUGGGGUUCAUAUCUCUACUCUUGGUGGUGUUUCAAGGAACAAUCCAAAAAGUUUGCAUCCCUAAGAACAUUAUACAGCAUAUGCUCCCUUGUAAAUAUUCCGAUGAGGCGGCUGCUCAGGCUUUCACUUCUCUGAUUCAUGUCAAUGGCCGACGAUUGCUGGCAAGCUCUGGCUCUGGCUCAAUCUGCAAAAAGGGUAAAGUUCCAGUGCUCUCUGUUGAAGCCAUCCAUGAGAUGCACCUCUUCAUCUUUGUUUUAGCAAUAACUCAUGUGACCCUCAGUGGUCUUACUUUGUUUUUUGGAGGGUUAAAGAUGCGACAAUGGAGGCGUUGGGAAGAAUCAAUUCAGAAUAAUGUCAAAGUUCACGUUUCACCCUCCAAAAAAACUAUGUUUACAACUUUAAGGGACAUCCCUAAUGGUAUUAGUGAUGAUCGAGGGAUAAUAUUAAGUUGGUUGAGUUCAUUUUUCAAACAGUUCUAUGGAUCAGUAUCCAAAUCUGACUACACUACAAUGAGACACUAUUUUGUAAUGACUCAUUGCAGGGGCAACCAAAAAUUUAAUUUUCAAACGUACAUGGUACGAGCCCUUGAAUCAGAUUUUGAGAAAGUUGUUGGUCUAAGUUGGUACCUUUGGAUUUUAGUGGUGGUCUUGCUGUUGAUUAAUGCUUACGGAUGGCAUGCAUAUUUUUGGAUAUCACUUGUUCCUUUAGUUGUACUACUUACUGUAGGCACAAAACUGGAGCAUAUAAUCAUUCAGUCCGCUCACGAGAUCGCAGAGCAGCAGCUAGCUAUUGAAGGUGGUCUGGCUGUUAAUAUUACAGAUGACCACUUUUGGUUUCAUAGACCGAGAAUUAUGCUCUUCUUCAUUCACUUCAUACUUUUCCAAAAUGCCUUUGAGGUUGCAGUUUUCUUCUGGGUAUUGAUAACGUAUGGAAUUGAUUCUUGCGUCAUGGAUAAACCUGGAUUUAUCGCCUCCAGACUUCUAAUCAGUGUGUUUGUACAAAUAAUCUGCAGUUACAGCACACUACCACUCUAUGCCUUUGUAGCCCAGAUGGGGAGUGCACUAAAAGGUGUCAUAUUUGAGGAGCAUUUUCAAGAAAGCCUCGCUGGUUUGAGCCGUAACUCAAAAAGGAGGAAGAGUAAGAGAGUGGUUGACGAAGAUAGCGCACAAAGUUCUAUGGAGUUAGAGAAUGCGUCAGCGAUAAGUGAAAACGCGGAUGUUCGCAAGAAUUCGCUUAUGGAGCUGAUGAGAAAAUACAAGGAUUCCGUGACCGAAGAUAUCAUUCAGGAAAUAUUGGAAGCAGAGAAUGUGCCUUCUAAAAGUGAGAUUGUGGAAGCUCAAACUGUCGAGCAAGGGGAUGAAACCUGAACAAUAUAUGUACGUUGAUCUAAUGCAAUUUUACCGGUAUCUCUAUUUAAGUUAGGUACGGUUGAAACAGUAAAAAAUAGCUGUACUUAAUACAUGUAUUGUGGUGAGCUACAAUUUUGUUUGUGAAUAGACGUAGAUGUUGUAUUAUGGAUUUCCAAGAAGGGGAUAUUGGAAACUUCUAUUUGUAUAGAUUUCGUAGGAAUUGAUUUGAAAGGUGAAAGUGAACCUUGUACCAAAUACAA